This is a messenger RNA of Meloidogyne enterolobii, 1329 nucleotides long. The record is from the annotation of a GenBank genome assembly. Lineage: Eukaryota; Metazoa; Nematoda; Chromadorea; Rhabditida; Meloidogynidae.
AUGUUUAAAACCGAACGUUCUCUAUUUCCCUCAUUAAAUACCAAACUUGUUGAUAUCUGCAAACAACUCGGGAAUAAUGAAAAACAUGUUCAACAACUUAUUAAUUAUUUAAUGGAUGAAAAUAAAGAGGAGAAAAAUCUUUCCCCUUCCCCCUCACUCAUUCAAUGCGCUCUUUUUGCAAUUUACCAAUCUUUGUGGAUUUUUCUGUCAGAAAUUUGCAAUUUUAAAAUUAAAUCUGCCCCAAUUAUAUUUUUUGGACACAGUUUUGGAGAGCUUUCUGCACUCUGUGCUGCUGGGGCAUUUAAUAAAAAUGAAGGAAUGAAAUUAUUAUGGAAGAGGGGAGAGUUGAUAGAAAGGACGGAGCCUGCAAAGAUGGUGAUGAUUAAACAGGAAAAGAGUCAAAAUCUAAAUUUGCAGCUAAAACUCCCUCACCAAGUUUAUUUAUCUGCUCGUCUCUCUUCUUCAAUUUCUGUUUAUGUUGGAAAGCCCUCAGCUAUCGAAAAAUUAGCAAAUCAAGCAUACAAAGAGGAGAACAAUCAAAAAAUUAUUUCAACAAAAAUUUUGGAAAAAAUAAAUUUUGGAUAUCAUUCCAAAGAAUUUAUGGCCCCUAUACUUGAAGAAUUUAAAUUUUAUCUGUUGAAAUUAUUUAAUAAAAAAAGAAAAUUAUUGGAAGGAAUUGUUCUUUCAAAUUUGGAUGGGAAGAAAUUAAGGGAUUUGGAUAUUCCCGAAUAUUUAACUAGACAAUUGUCUGAACCUGUGAGGCUUGAUUUGUGUUUUCAAACCUUAUUGCGUGACUAUCCUCGUACUUCUCUCCUAUUAGAAAUUGGCCCGCCUGGCAUUUUACCUCAAUUAUUAAAAGAAACUGAGGAUGACUUGGAAAUUAAUUCAAAUAAAAAGAUUAAAGUUAUAAACACAAUUGAAAGAGAAAAAAGAUUUACUGGAGAAAUUGAUGAAGAGCCGCCACAAUUGUUGAAGGCAAUAGCCCAAAUUUGGCAGAAUGGUUACUCAGUCAACUUCAACUUAUUAUUCAACUCUUACAACGAAGAAUGGGAUAAUAAAAUGCCUGGUUACAAUUUUGAUUAUUUAGAAAGAAAUCCCUCAAAAGAAGAAAUGCUAGUCCCUUUCAAUUUAUCCACAAAAAAUAAAGGAAAUGAAAGGGUUACUGUAGAUGGAGAGAAUAAGAUUGUAGAGGUGAAGCAAGAAAAUUUAAAUGUUAAAUUAAAAGGUGGAGGGCUAACAAAGGAGAAACUGACUGAAAUUGUUGUUAAGGUGUUUUUUUAUUUUUUGGAUUUCGAAGCGGGAGAUCGAUGGCUAUUGAACAGAACAUAA